AUGGUAGAUGCAAUCACAGGUUUCGUGGUGGGAAAGAUGGGCAACUAUCUCAUCGACGAAGCCUCGAUGUUGAUAGGAGUCAAAGACGAUCUAGAGGAGCUGAAGACGGAGUUGACGUGCAUCCAAGGCUAUCUAAAGGAUGUUGAAGCUCGUGAAAAAGAAGACGAGGUCUCAAAAGAGUGGACAAAACUGGUUUUAGACAUAGCUUACGAUGUUGAAGAUGUUUUGGACUGGUAUAACCUGAAAGCUGUCCAAAGAUCACAAAAACGAGGACUUAUGAGAUUGACCACAAUAUUCGGCGAGACGAUGGAUUCAUACAGAAUAACUGAGGAUAUCAGAACCCUCAAGAGAAGAAUCUCGGAUGUGACUCGCAAGCGGGAGACUUAUGGCAUAGGAAACUUCAAUGAGGCGCCUCAAGGAGGAGGGAAUAUUUCAAGUUUAAAGGUAAGUGAGCUUAGACGUGCUCGACCCGUUGAUCAGGAAGAGCUUGUAGUUGGUUUGGAAGAUGAUGCUAAGAUGCUUUUGGAAAAGCUACUUGAUGAUGAUGUUGAGGAAAAGAGGUAUAUUAUCUCGAUAUUAGGCAUGGGAGGUCUUGGAAAGACCGCAAUUGCUAGGAAGCUCUACAACUCAGGUGCUGUGAAGAGAAGAUUCGAAUACCGCGGGUGGACUUAUGUUUCGCAAGAGUAUAAAACAAGAGAUAUGCUUAUCAGAAUCAUAAGAUCGUUGGGAAUAGCUACUGAGAUAGAGCUCAAGAUGUUUUCAGAGGAGGAGUUAGAAGAUUACCUUCAUGAUAUUUUGGACGGAAAAAGAUACCUGGUGGUGGUAGAUGAUAUAUGGGAGCCAGACGCAUGGGAGAGCUUGAAGAGAGCGUUACCAUGCAAUCAUAGAGGAAGUAGAGUUGUCAUCACUACGCGUAUCAGAGCUGUGGCUGAAGGCGUGGAGGGGAAAGUGUAUGCUCAUAAAUUAAGGUUCUUGACUUUUGAAGAAAGUUGGAAAUUGUUUGAACAUAAAGCCUUCAAAAAUAUGGAGUGGGUUGAUGAAGAUUUGGAGAGAAUCGGAAAGGAAAUGGUUCAAAAAUGCGGUGGAUUGCCACUUGCUAUAGUCGUUCUUGCGGGGCUUAUGUCAAGGAAGAGGCCAAGCGAGUGGAAUGAUGUGUGCACAAGUUUAUGGCGACGCUUAAAAGACAACUCCAUUCACAUCUCAACUGUAUUUGAUCUGAGCUUCAAGGAGUUGCGGCAUGAGUUGAAACUCUGCUUUCUUUACCUUAGCGUCUUCCCAGAGGACUAUGAGAUCGAUGUAGAGCAGUUGAUACACUUAUUUGUAGCAGAAGGAUUUGUCCGAGAGGAUGAAGGGAUGAUGAUGGAAGACGUGGCUCGGUACAUUAUCGAGGAGCUAGCAGACAGAAGCCUAGUGGAAGCAGUGAGAAGAGAAAGAGGGAAAGUAAUGUCUUGUAGAAUCCAUGAUCUUCUUAGAGACGUGUCCAUCAAGAAAACGAAAGAGAUCAACUUUGUACACGUUUACAAUGGGCAACAUUCUUCUACAACGUGUAGAAGGGAAGUGGUUCACUACCUUAUCAACAACAACGAUCUGUGUGACAGACGUGUUAACCAACGAAUGCGAUCCUUCUUGUUCUUUGGAGAGCAGAAGGGGAUGCUAGGGGGAUUUGUUCAAACCAUUACCUUGAAGCUCAAGUUACUUCGAGUGCUUAACCUUGGAGGGCUUCUGUUUCUUUUUAAAGGAUAUGUCCCCUUGAGCUUACCAGAUGCAAUUGGAAAUUUAAUCCACUUGAGGUACUUGGGUAUCGCUGACUCUGGUCGGAGGAACAUACAAACUUUCAUCUCCAACUUACAGUUUUUACAGACACUAGAUGCAUCGGGGUCUAAUUAUUUUAAGGGAACGACUGAUCUACGUAAGCUCACAUCACUGAGGCAUGUCAUUGGCAAAUUCAUCGGAGAAUUGCUACUAGGAAACGUACACAACCUCCAGACCUUGAGAUCUGUCUCCUCCUACAGCUGGAGCAAACUAAACCAUGAGUUGCUUAUAAACCUUAGGGACGUGGAGAUCUACGACUGGCCCACACGGGUUAAAGAGAGAGAUAGAUCUGUUUCUUUGAACUUGGCUUCCUUUUCUAAACUGAAAAAUCUUCGUGUCUUGAAACUAGAGCUCAAGGCCGUCAAGAUAUCGACUGAAUCCGAAGAGGAUGUGAUCUUUCCUAGCCUGGAGUCUCUGACACUUGAUGGAACAAGUCUCGAGGAAGACCCAAUGCCCAUUUUGCAGAAAUUUCCGAGAUUAGAAGAUCUGGUUCUGAAAGAAUGUGAGUGGUUGGGAGCCAAGAUGAGCAUCAGCGAACAAGGUUUUGGUCGGCUGAGGAAGCUUGAAUUGAUAACGGUGAGACUGGAUGAGUUGCAGAUCGAAGAAAAGGCCAUGCCCAGUUUGUUGAAGCUAAAUUUGGAGAUGGAGCGAGGAGCAACGAAGCUGAUAAUUCCAGAUCGAUUCCAAGCGUUCGUUCGAGGUACCUACUGAUCGUUAUUACCAGCAAAAGAAUUGGAUCAUGCAAGGAAGUCCGGAACUAUUUGGACUGUUUCGUUUGCAACAAUAAUUGUUUGUUUUGUUUCCAUUUGUAUUUUGUUGAUUUGUGG
Messenger RNA from Eruca vesicaria subsp. sativa (arugula), 2639 nucleotides. Lineage: Eukaryota; Viridiplantae; Streptophyta; Magnoliopsida; Brassicales; Brassicaceae. The record is from the annotation of a GenBank genome assembly.